Messenger RNA from Brassica oleracea var. oleracea, 407 nucleotides. RefSeq lists its product as uncharacterized. The record is from RefSeq and is a predicted model, not a curated record. NCBI's taxonomy places the organism in Eukaryota, Viridiplantae, Streptophyta, Magnoliopsida, Brassicales, Brassicaceae. The transcript is spliced from 2 exons. The coding region runs from base 43 to 276 and encodes 77 amino acids.
CAAAACCAUAAUAUUUCUGAACUUUUACGUUUUGGGGACAAGAUGGAGAAGAAGGUAGCUUUGGUGUUGUCGUUGAUGUUGCUUAUGUCUAUGAACUCGGUGUUGGUUUCGGCUGAGGAAGCAGCACCAACGGUUGGACAGAGGGUAGACACAGCCACCAACGACGUUACCAACUUCUUCAAUGAACAUGCCGGCCCUGCCGCCGAUACGGUCUCCUCUACCGCCAAGUCGGUCUACAACUGGUUUGGUGAUAAAGCCAAGGAAUGGGGCCUCUAAACUAUAUGUUUUAUGAGCGAAGGAUUUGCGGACUUGGGAUUGGAAGCAUUUUCAUGUAUAAGAGUUUGAUAUCCGUGUACUAUUUUAUGUAAGAUUAACAUUAUAAGAAAGAUAUACAAUUUGAUCAAAAA